CACGCCACAGCAAGGUGGUCGUUGACGAGCACGACUGACCAUGUCCCUCUUACAUCUACCGAUCGAGGUUCUCCUCAAUAUUGCCGACGAACUGAAAUAUCCCGAAAUCAGCGCCCUGAGCCGCACAUGCAGCAACCUCUAUGGGCGACUGAAUAUCUUCCUGUAUCGACACAAUAUCCACAAUCAUAACGGUUGGGGUAUGUGGAGGGCCAUAGAACUAGGAAAUGAGUCCGCGCUGUCAAAAUUCAUCGAGCAAGGUGCCAACCCGUGCGCUAUGGAACGGGUGGGCAGAUCACUUUACUAUAACCCUUAUGUCCCGCAUGAGGAGUGUGCAGAUGAGGAAGACGAGCCGGGCACAGAAGAGAUCACCGAUGUGGCUCGACAGUAUGAAUGCUUGCGUGAUAACACGUUCCGAGUGGGUAACGGCAAGGAACCUGGAAACAGCGAUUCUGGUGACCGCGAGUCCGAUUCAGACGUGACGUCUCCAGAAAGGAACAAGCGCCCCCCUCCUCCAUACCGGCAACCACCUCGAAGCCCACCUAUCUGCGUGGCUGCGCAGGCGGGCCAUAUAGGUGUUUUGAAAAUACUCCUCGCGCAUGGUGCUAACCUAAAUGCCCGAGGCCACUACAAUAGAACGCCGUUAAUUUAUGCUGUGAUAUUUGAGCAUACAGAUGCGGUCUCACUGUUACUAGACAUGGGCGCGUGGCCGAACGCAUAUGACUUAUCCCGUCUUUCUGCCUUAUCAGAGGCCGCUGAGGAAGGCCUCGUUGAUGUGGCAAAGAUCUUACUCGCGCACCCGCGAAUUGAUCCGGAUCCGUGCUCAAGACAGCACCAUAUUGGCCGUCGACGGGCUUCUUCUCCCUUAUACCUUGCGGUCAAGCACCAGCAUGCCGAGAUAGUGCGGAUGCUUUUGCAUAGAGGCGUUGAUCCAAGAGUGGAAAACCUAAUUUACCAAUCAUGCCUAUGCGCUGCAGCGGAAAACGGGGACCUAGCAAUAGUUCGAAUGCUGUUGGACAAGGGCGCUGAAGUGAUGCCACCGCGAGACAUAUGUGAAGAGGGCACCUUUUUGAAUGCGGCGAAGGGCGGUAAUGCAGACGUGAUGAGGCUUCUGAUAGAAACAGGGACCUUUGAUCCCACGUUAACGUUCAAAGCGGACACAAUGCUGGUUCUGGCGGCCAUUAAAGGAAGCGAGGAUCUACUUCGUCUUUUGGUGGAAAAUGGCUUGGAUCCGGAACAACGGGGUCAACAUAGCCAGACGGCCUUGUAUGUUGCUCAAUUGUAUAAGAAUACCGAGGCUGUGAAUUACCUGAAGAGUCUACGCAGGAACGGCAAUCAGAGUCCAGGAACUAUUGACUAUGACUUAAUGUAGUUAGCUUUUCUCAAAAGUUUAUCCGAUAGUGUUGAAAAUAUCUCGGCUUCGAGUUCCGAUAGCAAGAAACCCUGACGCAAGACCAGUGAUGCCAUAACACGGUCAUUUCCUACUAUCUCCAUAC
Messenger RNA from Aspergillus glaucus CBS 516.65, 1493 nucleotides. RefSeq lists its product as uncharacterized. The transcript has a single exon. The coding region runs from base 41 to 1369 and encodes 442 amino acids. Gene Ontology annotation, molecular function: protein binding. The record is from RefSeq and is a predicted model, not a curated record. NCBI's taxonomy places the organism in Eukaryota, Fungi, Ascomycota, Eurotiomycetes, Eurotiales, Aspergillaceae.